Vigna umbellata (rice bean) is the source of this 2148-nucleotide messenger RNA. RefSeq names its product cytochrome P450, family 86, subfamily B, polypeptide 1 (gene CYP86B1). Lineage: Eukaryota; Viridiplantae; Streptophyta; Magnoliopsida; Fabales; Fabaceae. Gene Ontology annotation, molecular function: heme binding; iron ion binding; oxidoreductase activity, acting on paired donors, with incorporation or reduction of molecular oxygen. The record is from RefSeq and is a predicted model, not a curated record.
UGACUUAGGUUAUCAGCUACAUCCACUUUCCAUCUUCCUAGUCAUACCACAAAAACGAGGUAUUUUGACACUCAAACUUUCAGUGUUCAAACAUUCUUAUUCCUGGAACAAUUUCAACCAAGAAAACAUACCCAAAACCAACACAAUUGCAAACAUUUCAGCUCACCAAAUCAAACUGAUUAUGCAAAACUAAGCACGCCAAGAAACACAAGGCAUGCUGUGCACCACUUCAUAUAACAUACAUGACCAACACCACCCUCCAAUAUUACACUUCAAAACAUACCAAUACCAUGCAUUCCCACAUUCCUUUCCAUUACAACGCCAUGACCAAACCAAGAACCCUCAACCUCACCUUCUUCAUGCAAGACAUCCAAAUUUUUGAGAUUUUCCUUGCGGUUCUUGUCUUCCUACUCAUUCAUUCUCUUAGACAAAAGAGGCACCAUGGCCUAGUCGUUUGGCCUGUCCUUGGAAUGGUUCCAUCUUUGGUCACAGGACUCAGAACAAACUUGUAUGAAUGGAUCACAGAAGUGCUCAAAAGGCAAAACGGGACAUUCAGAUUCAAAGGGCCUUGCUUUAGCAACCUCAACUGCAUUGUCACUGCUGAUCCUCGCAACAUGGAGCACCUUCUCAAAACCAAGUUCCCUCUGUUCCCUAAGGGAGGAUACUUCAGGAACACGGUUAGAGACCUGCUAGGAGAUGGUAUAUUCAAUGCAGACGAUGACACCUGGCAGAAGCAAAGGAAAAUAGCAAGCAUUGAGUUUCAUUCAACCAAGUUCAGACAAUUAACAACGGAAUCCUUGUUCGAGCUUGUCCACUAUAGGCUCUUGCCUGUGUUAGAGGCAUCGGUUAAGAAAUCGGUUGCAAUAGACCUGCAAGACAUUCUCUUAAGGCUAACUUUUGACAAUGUUUGCAUGAUUGCCUUUGGUGUUGAUCCAGGUUGUUUGCGCCUGGGUUUACCUAAGAUACCAUUUGCCAAAGCCUUUGAGGAUGCAACAGAAGCCACAGUGUUUCGUUUUGUUACCCCAACGUGCGUUUGGAAGGCCAUGAGGCUUCUCAACCUCGGGGUGGAAAGGAAGCUGAAGAAGUCCAUAAAAGGGGUUGAUGAGUUUGCUGAGAAUGUCAUUCGGACUAGAAAGAAAGAACUCUCUUUGCAAUGUGAAGACACCAAUAAUAGGUCAGAUUUGUUAACUGUGUUCAUGAGGCUGAAGGAUGAGAGUGGAAGACCCUACUCGGAUAAGUUUUUGAGGGAUAUAUGUGUGAACUUUAUAUUGGCAGGGAGGGACACCUCUUCGGUUGCUUUGAGUUGGUUUUUCUGGUUGCUUGAACAGAAUCCUGAAGUGGAGGAGAAUAUUCUAGCAGAGAUAUGCAUGUUGGUGAGUCAAAGGAACGACAUAAAAAGGGAAGAGUUUGAUAAUUCUUUGAGAUUUAGGCCGGAGGAGAUCAAGAAGAUGGACUAUUUGCAUGCUGCUUUAUCAGAAGCUCUCAGGUUAUACCCUUCUGUGCCUGUGGAUCACAAGGAGGUUGUUAAAGAUGACACAUUCCCAGAUGGAACGGUACUAAAGAAAGGAACAAAAGUGAUCUACGCAAUCUAUGCAAUGGGAAGAAUGGAGAGCAUAUGGGGGAAGGACUGGAAGGAGUUCAAGCCAGAAAGGUGGCUAAGAGAUGGGAGGUUCAUGAGUGAGUCUGCCUACAAAUUCACUGCAUUCAAUGGUGGUCCUCGUUUGUGCUUAGGCAAAGAUUUUGCAUACUACCAGAUGAAAUAUGCUGCAGCCAGCAUCAUAUUCCGGUACCGUGUGAAGGUGGUGGAGAACCACCCUGUAGAGCCAAAGCUUGCCUUAACCAUGUACAUGAAGCAUGGCUUAAAAGUUAACCUAUACCGCAGGGAUGUUGCACAAAUUCACAGACACUUGGAGGAAGGGUUCAAAUAAACUAAUUCAUGCUGAUCAUGCAGUAGUAAUAUAGUUUUCAGUUUGUUUCUUAUUUGGAAAGCUUGUAAGUACAAAAAUGAUAAAGGAAUUGGAUUGGAUAGAUAUAGAGCUGGAAAACGCUAAAUAAUGGAGUUCAUGUUCUGUUGAUGGGAUAUUCCAGAACUGCAUUUCCUAAUGAAUAUAUUUCUGGUCCGUGUGAAUUAGAUAGACAGUACUUUUA